Aspergillus terreus NIH2624 is the source of this 681-nucleotide messenger RNA. RefSeq lists its product as uncharacterized. The transcript has 4 exons. Gene Ontology annotation, cellular component: endoplasmic reticulum membrane. The record is from RefSeq and is a predicted model, not a curated record. Gene Ontology annotation, biological process: protein folding. NCBI's taxonomy places the organism in Eukaryota, Fungi, Ascomycota, Eurotiomycetes, Eurotiales, Aspergillaceae. Bases 1 to 681 code for a protein of 226 amino acids.
AUGGGUUCGACGCAAUUUGGAAAGUUCCAUCUUUUCGUGAAAAACAACCAACCCCCUAAUGCUCAGUUCGGCGGCUGUGCGCUCACCGGUAUUCCGCUGAGCCAUGACCGACACCUAGGCAACCUGGGCUCGAUUCUCCUCGCCUUUUUCGCUAUCGUGACGUCGCUUUUCUUGCUAUGGAGAUCGGAACGGAAACAGGCCGCCGUCGGGCGACGGGAAAUGCAGUUGUUCCUGCUCGCCUUCAUCAUCGUUGAGAUUUGUGAGAUUUUCAGCGUCGGCAGUUUCCCUCUGGACGACGCCGUUCGAAAGGGCUUCUCCGCCGCGCAUAUCGCCUCGAUCACCGCAACUUGUUGGAUCCUGCUGUUGAACGCCCUCGUCGGGUUUCAGUUCCUCGACGACGGCACCCCUAUUUCGAUCGGUCUCUGUGUCGCCUCCGCCCUGGUCUUCUUCAUCGGAACGGGAUACAUCGCAUUGGAUACGGGCUUCAACUGGACCGGCGAAUUCGCCCCCAACCCGGCAACCGACUAUCGCAAUAUCGCGCUCUACGUGUUGUACCUGCUCUUCCCGCUCGUCUGUCUGGUGGUCUUCUUCGCCCUGGAGACUUUCCUGGUCAUUCGGAUUCUGGGCGAGCUCCGGCCCAUGUGUACGUGCCCUCUGCCCUUCAGGACCCGAUGCCUCUAA